Morone saxatilis (striped sea-bass) is the source of this 520-nucleotide messenger RNA. RefSeq names its product protein phosphatase 1K, mitochondrial-like. NCBI's taxonomy places the organism in Eukaryota, Metazoa, Chordata, Actinopteri, Moronidae. The transcript has 3 exons. The coding region runs from base 167 to 505 and encodes 112 amino acids. The record is from RefSeq and is a predicted model, not a curated record.
ACAGCCACAGCGCGAGGGCGACUGACGGCUCGAGGCAGCUGCUGGAGCUCUGGACACCUGUUGCCACGGAAACAGGAGCGGCGGGAAAAAUUACCAAUAAAACAAACCAGAAGAAGAAACCCGCUGCCCGGCCAGGUGUUUUCCUCCACAGCUGUUAAAGACAGCCAUGUCGUCUACGGUGCUGCUCAAUCUGCUGCGUUGUGGUCGCUCCACCAUCGCCAGACAGACCUUCCUCGCCACACGCUCCUCGCCAGAAACCUCCACAGCUUCCGGGCAGGCGUUGUUCGGGGUGGUGGGCGUACGACAGGCCAGCGGGUCGGCCCGCUUUGACAGUGACGGCAGCGGCCAGCCGGUCACCUGGGACUCAUUUGGUAUCUGGGACAACAGGAUAGAAGAACCAGUGCUGCUGCCCUCCAGUAUCAGAUAUGGAAAACCCAUUCCACAGGUAACUGGACACAUCGUGUAUCUAUUGUUAGAAAAUACCCCUUUAAAUAUAGGUUGGUAGGUUGGUUGGUUCGUA